UUAUGGUCAUUGCAACAAUGUGUUGACGAAGUCGAAAUUGGUCACUUACUCGCGAAUGUCUGCUGUCCAAACAGCAGUCGGGCCGUCUAACUUUACAGUUGCCUGUGCUCCUUUGUUUGGACAGGGACCUCGAUAUACCGUUUACCGUUCUGACUGCGUGCAUCUGUAUCGGUCGCGUGCUUGCGCUGUACUUUCGUCGGUGCACGCGAUAAAUUUCAUGUCGGCUCACGGACACGAUCGCUGUCUUCACUUCGGCGCCUAAGUGCGGGCGCACAGGGAAACGCACACGUGAUACAAGAUAUUGUCCUCUGAAGAACAGGCUCUCCAACCCCAUUAAUCGCGUUACCACGCCUUGGGAGGGAGGUGGGCCCCUCACCGCCCUUUAUGAAGAGUGUUUUUUUGUUUGUUUGUUUUUUUCUUCUUCAAAAUUCUAGGUGUUCUGGAACUCCUUUGCUUUCAGUUACCAGGAAGCAUUGCUACACCCGUUUUAGAAUGUUCAGUUAAUAACAUUCUAAUUGCAUAGUAUUUGGUGAUCUUACACCUUACGGGUUUAUUAUAUGGAAAACUGGGUCAUAAAACCCGGGUGAGUCACAUUACCGCAUAGGCCUAUGUAUCGAUACCUCUGGUGGUGGCGUUUGCAGUGGUAGCGCUGGAAUCCCUUCGAGGGGCGAGGGUGCUGGUGACGGGGGCCAGCACGGGAAUCGGGGAGCAGAUGGCCUAUCACUACGCCCGCUUUGGCGCCCAGAUCGUCAUUACCGCCAGGAGAGAGAACGUCUUGAAGAAAGUAGCGGAGAAGUGCCUGGAGCUCGGGGCACAGAAGGCCUUGUACGUGCCCGCCGAUAUGGGCGAUACCUCGGACCCUGGAAAGGUGGUGGAGUUUGCCGUGGAAGCGCUAGGGGGACUGGACUACCUGGUGCUGAACCACAUUGGACCCAGCCCAUUCGCAAUGUGGGACCAUGACGUGGAGCACGUCCGGUGGCUAAUGCAGGUGAACUUCCUUAGCUACGUGCAAAUGACCUCCUCUGCCCUGCCCCACCUGGACAAAAGCGGAGGAGUCGUCGUUGUGGUUUCCUCCAUGUUGGGGAAGAUGUGCAACCCGUUCGUGGCGCCCUACUCCGCCACCAAGUUCGCCCUGAGCGGCUUCUUCGGCACCAUGCAGCACGAGCUGGCCAUGCAGCGCAAGAACGUCACGGUAACCAUCAGCAUCCUGGGGCUGAUCGACACGCAGUCCGCCAUGGAAAAAAUCAAAGGGUACACCAACAUGACGGCCUAUCCCGCCGCCGACGCCGCGCUGCACGUGGUGAAAGCCGGUGCCACCCGGCAGAGGGAGUCCUUCUACCCCCUCUACGCCUAUUUCGCCUGCCUCUUCCGCGACUGGUUCCCCUUCUUCAGGGACCUGACCAUCCAAAACUUCUACACCUAUGAGCCAUAACUGUCUUACAUGCUGGAAUAAAAUAUUCCUGCUUCAGCAUCGAAUGCCUUAUUUAGAUUUUAUGUCUUUGUUGUGCUGAUAUUGAGCCGAUGGGAUUGAUGCUGGGAAAAGCAAGGCCUUGUGUGCUGUUCGGUUUGUCAUUAAUACAGAUACCUUUGACCUUUGCCCUUUGCCCUCAUCCAGGCAUGUUGUGUUGACUGAGUCUGAUAAGGAGCACAAGAGAUAAUCUACUGGAUGAAAGAUAUGCAACCUCUGCCUUAGUCAGAUGUCAGUUGUAGUUCCCGUUGUAUUGGCACACAAACAAUUGCGAACGCAGUUUUCAUAUAGGCCAAGGUGUUGCACUAUGUGAACAUGAUGCUUUUCUUACCUACUGUAUUAUCUACAUAGAACACUGUUGUAAACAACUAUCCAGAUAUGGAAAUAUUAAAUGCCAUUUUACAUAUGUUUUAUAA
This is a messenger RNA of Anguilla rostrata (American eel), 1884 nucleotides long. RefSeq names its product hydroxysteroid 11-beta-dehydrogenase 1-like protein. NCBI's taxonomy places the organism in Eukaryota, Metazoa, Chordata, Actinopteri, Anguilliformes, Anguillidae. Gene Ontology annotation, cellular component: intracellular membrane-bounded organelle. Bases 713 to 1432 code for a protein of 239 amino acids. Gene Ontology annotation, molecular function: oxidoreductase activity. The transcript has 7 exons. The record is from RefSeq and is a predicted model, not a curated record.